Molecule: messenger RNA, 225 nt
Organism: Echinostoma caproni
Lineage: Eukaryota; Metazoa; Platyhelminthes; Trematoda; Plagiorchiida; Echinostomatidae
Source: the annotation of a GenBank genome assembly
AUGCAGAACGAGAAAUAUCGGCAAGCCGUGGAAAAAUUCAUAGCAGAAGUUGACAAGGAUAAAAAUGGAAAAGUAUCGCUACAAGAAGUACUUGCACUCUGUCCCGAUGAGGAGUACCAAAGGACGACAAAACAGUACUUCAGCAAAUAUGAUUUGAACAAAGACGGUGAACUGGACUCCAGUGAAUUGUACAAAUUGCUGGAAACCUGUUUCAAAGGGAAAUGA